CAAAAGCCCAGCACACGACCUCUAGCCCAGCCUUAUUGUUCCCGCGACUGUUUUGAAAGACUGUCGGAUAGCACCGUCGCAAACACGCGCGUUUCGCAGUGGUUUCCGCCCACGGGCCAGAGAACAAUGUCGCCGAAAUCCGCGCCAGAAUCAGCGUGGGACCCUUCCGCAGAAUCGCGAGCGAUGAGCUCGAGCAGUGCCAACAGGGAUUUCGGGUUAGUGAACGGCGAGAAAGGCACCCACAGCACAGGCGGCCUCACGCGUGAAGGCGGCCAGGAAGCGCAGCCGUGCUGCGGGGCAUGGCAGCGCAAACGACGCCUCGCACCAUAUAAGCGAGGCACUAACGUCACCCUCACAGCAUGGACCGCUACCGAACAGCGGCAGCAGAGUGGCGGCGCGGAAAGCCCCCGAAAUGGGGACGGGAAGGAACAAGAGGGCGAAACGAGGGAGACAGCAUGGGGGAAGGAUGGGACAGGAGGAGGGAUGGAGCGAGACCAUACGGGGGAGGGGAGAUGAAGGGUGGCGGCAGGGGGGAACGAGCCUCGUUGCUACACCUCGACUCCCCUCUCAUUUCCCCCCUCUCUCACCUCGUUGCUGCACCUCGACUCGCCUCUCAGUUCCCCCCUCUCUCAUCUCGUUGCUGCACCUCGACUCCUCUUUUGGAUCCCUCCCUCCCAUGCUCCCCUGCGCCCAUACUCUCAUGCUUGUGCUCCCAUGCUCGCAUGCUCCCCGUGCUCCCCUGCUCCCAUGCUCCACUUCUCGCGUGCUCGCAUGCUCCCCAUACUCCCAUACUCCCAUGCUGCCCUGCUCCCAUGCUCCCAAAGGCCCGUGCACUCAUGCUCCCAUGCUCACGUGCUCUCAUGCUCCCAUGCUCCCCUGCUCGCAUGCUCUCCAUACUCCCAUGCUCCCAUACUCCCCCUGCUCCCAUGCUACCAUGCUCCCAUACACCCAUGCUCCCAUGCUCCCGUGCUCCCAUGCUUCGGGCUGCUGUCCCAAGUUGUGCAACUCGUCAUGCACGUGUUUCCCCCCCCCUAAGAUCUUCCCGUCGGCUCUCAUUUCUGCAUUUCCCUCAGUUAUGUAUGUGCUCUCCUGGUCUUUACCCUCACCUGUGUUCCCGCAGUUCUGUCGUUUUCGGGCCAUGUGCGGCACUGGCUCCUUUCCGUGAUGCCCGGGGAAAAUUUGCGUCGACCUGCCUUCCUGCUUUAUCUGUGCCGCGACUAUCCUGUGUCUCGUGCGUUCGCCCCUGUAUGCACUUUGUAUGCCGCUCUAUCCUUAUGUGAGCUGCCAAAAGCCUCUCAGAACUGUGGGCUUAGUGGUGUGGUGGUAUUGUGCUUUCUGUCGAGACUUUGCUGCUCGUCCCUUCCGUUAGGCAAGGCCAAGAAUCCCACCUUUUGAAACCGUGCUUGACCCCGCAUUUUGUUGUUUACCGUGCUGGAGUAGGGCAUAGUACUUACAGCAAAAGAGAGCCAA
Messenger RNA from Closterium sp. NIES-67, 1470 nucleotides. The record is from the annotation of a GenBank genome assembly. NCBI's taxonomy places the organism in Eukaryota, Viridiplantae, Streptophyta, Zygnematophyceae, Desmidiales, Closteriaceae.